AUGUCAGGUUCGGGUUGGGCAACAAGAGUUAUAUACUGCCUGGGUAGAUUGUUUCUGGCUCAUUCGUCGGUGACUUUGUUAAAGGUCAACUUCUUGGACAAGGAUCAUUUGGCUCCGUGUAUUUCAGGAGAUGGGGACUUCUUUGCCGUCAAGGAAGUUUCACUACUUGAUAAUAGAAGAGAGGCACAAGAAUGCAUACAACAACUCGAGAGAGAGAUUGCGCUACUUAGUCAGCUUCAGCAUCAGAAUAUCGUGCGAUAUCGUGGCACAGCCAAGGACGGGUCGAAUUUGUACAUCUUUCUUGAGCUUGUAACUCAAGGGUCUCUUCUAAAACUCUACCAGAGAUACCAGCUUAGGGACUCUGUAGUCUCCUUGUACACUAGACAAAUUCUUGAUGGUUUGAAGUAUCUCCACGACAAUGGUUGUAUCCACAGGGACAUCAAAUGUGCAAAUAUAUUGAUGGACGCUAGUGGAGUUGUUAAGCUUGCAGAUUUUGGAUUGGCAAAGUUGUCAAACAUGAACGACGUUAAGAUCUGCAGCAUGUGGAUGGCUCCAGAGGUUAUUAACCACAAGCGUACUGACGAGUAUGGAAGUUCAGCUGAUAUAUGGAGCCUUGGGUGCACAGUGCUUGAAAUGCUGACUGGUCAGAUCCCCUACUCGUAUAUGGAACCCGUUGCUGCUCUAUUUAAGAUUGGAACGGGUGUGCUUCCAGACAUACCUGAAACUCUAUCACUCGACGCUCAGGCUUUUAUAAAUACGUGUCUCAAAGUGAACCCGGAACAGCGGCCAACAGCGGCUGAGCUGCUGAACCAUCCAUUUGUGACAAGGCCCUUAUCGUCCCCGAGCUCAGGUUAUGGCCUGGCUCAGUGA
Messenger RNA from Microthlaspi erraticum, 870 nucleotides. The record is from the annotation of a GenBank genome assembly. NCBI's taxonomy places the organism in Eukaryota, Viridiplantae, Streptophyta, Magnoliopsida, Brassicales, Brassicaceae.